UUCAUCGGCUGAAAGGAAGGUCUUCUUGGAGGUGCCAAGAGAAGACAUGAUACAAGAUGGCGGAUAAAGUCACGGCUGCGGUAACCACGGAUUUACUAAUAAGUAUUCCGUUUCCACGGAGUAAAAGGGAGUAGGCUUGGAAGACGUAUCGAAAGGAAUGGACGCGAACCGUCGCCAAGGACUUGGCCACAUGCAGAAAGUCCAGCCUCUUCCUGCAACGUUUGUCCGCUCUUCUCUUUCAUCCGUACGCUGCAGGCCUUUGUUCACCGUGGGAGAACCGCGGAAGUGUAUAAACGUGUACGUUGAUUCUGCGGGGCUGCUCCGGCGUUACAUGGAUAUAACACGGAUUGUACACGAAUACAUGCCUCGAGAUUAUAUCACCGAGGUUCUUGGUAGUCGACAAACUCGACACACGUUCACACGGUCGAUCAGCCGGGGAGUAUUGCGUUACUCUACACGGGCCACGACCAGUGCUCGCUUGACCACGCUGCAGGGAACUGGGGUCUUCUCUCUUUGGUCGGUGGUAAAGAGUGCCUAA
Messenger RNA from Orussus abietinus, 538 nucleotides. RefSeq lists its product as uncharacterized. The record is from RefSeq and is a predicted model, not a curated record. Lineage: Eukaryota; Metazoa; Arthropoda; Insecta; Hymenoptera; Orussidae. Bases 158 to 538 code for a protein of 126 amino acids. The transcript has 4 exons.